Molecule: messenger RNA, 813 nt
Organism: Parnassius mnemosyne (clouded apollo)
Lineage: Eukaryota; Metazoa; Arthropoda; Insecta; Lepidoptera; Papilionidae
Source: the annotation of a GenBank genome assembly
AUGUCGAAUCAUAGGUAUAUCAGCAAUCCAAGUAAUUUAUUCGAAGAUGACGAUGUCGACAACGAUACAUUUGUUCAAAGUUAUAGAUCAAGACUACCUCAACCUCAGCAGAAUCCAGCUAAUAUAGCUUAUGGAGGCCAGAUCACUGAUCUUGAGAAACAAAGACAAGCAAUGUUACUAAGACAAAAGGAAAUAGAACAACGAACUUUAGAUUCCUCUAUAAGAAGUGUUGGUCUUUUACGUGACUCUGAACAAAUAGGAAUUGCUACUGCAGAAGAACUUGUAAGACAGCGUGAACAGCUUCAAAACACAAACAGAAGGUUAGAUGAAAUUAAUACAAACCUAAAUUACAGCCAAAAACAUCUGAAUGGCAUUAAAUCUGUUUUUUAUGGACUUAAAAAUUAUAUAUCUGGAAAAUCAGAUCAGACACCUCCAAGAAGUCAAGCAUCGCCAGAUAGUCUGAGUUCAAGAGCUGGGCCUAGUAGUAAACUUGAAGACACCAUCGAUAAUAUGCCUCAAAUUUCUUCAGAAGAUCGCUUCAACAGCCACCCAUCAACAAGAAUACGGGGCUUAAAUCAAGACCAAGUUACAAGUGCACCAAUAUCUGAUAGCAAGCGUAUCAAUGAAAUGCUGGAUGCCAACUUAGAUGAAAUGGUUCAGCACAUAACUAGAUUAAAAGGCCUUGGCAGUGCGCUUGGGGAAGAAAUUGACCUGCAAAAUAAGCUUAUAGACACCAUACAAGAUAAAGUAGAGGAUGCAGAUAUAAAAAUUGGAAAACAGAAUAAACAAAUGAACAAAAUUUUAGGAAAAUAA